UAAGCAUUUUUGCUUACAGUAGGUAUCGAAUUGUACUUCCGUGAUGUGUUCAGUGACACACUUUCUCGAGUAAAUCAUGGAAAAGAAGAUCGCAAUGGUUUUGCUGGUACUUGCUCUAAUUGCACUAAGUCCUCAAGUUGCAAGAUGCGAAGAAGGUGGUUUGAGUACAACCGAAAAUUACAUCAAUACAAUCGACAGUUUUGGCGACACUCCGCUUCACCUAGCAGCGCGAAGUGGAUCGCCCCUUCUGAUCGAGAUGCUCCUUGCUGCCGGUGCAAACAUUUCAGCAAAAGACGGCAGUGGGCAUACUCCUCUUCACGUUGCAGCGUAUAACGGUCGCGCUGACAUCGCUAAGAUCCUAAUUGAUCGUGGCGCUCCAAUAAACGUGAAGAACAAGUUGGGGGAAACUCCCUUAUCUGGUGCGGUCGCCUCAAACAAUUCCGAGCUGGUCGACUUGCUCGUAAAGCAUAAAGCAUCUCUCGACGUCGAAAACAUCAACGGCGAUACGCCGCUUUUUUCCGCUCUAGCCCAUGGUAACGGAGCUAUCGCCAAACUCCUGGUGGACAACGGAGUGCGGAUAGACCGCCAUAACAGGUACGGUUCCACGCCUCUUCAUUACGCCGCGAAAGGUGGCAACGAGAACAUUACGCGACUCUGCAUCGAAUUUGGCGCAAACGUCAACAUGAAGAACGACGACGGCAAUACCCCUCUUCACUUGGCUGCCUUGUACGGAAAAACAAACGCAGCAAAGAUUCUGAUCGACAACGGCGCAACCGUAGAUGUGGCUAACAAGGAGGACAGCACGCCGUUGCUUUGCUCGCUUAACAGUAACGUCGAGAUGGUCAAACUGCUUCUGAAGAACGGAGCCAACGUGAACAAAACGCGAAAGAACGGCGAUUCUGCCCUGCAUCUGGCCGUGCAGUCCUUACGGGAUGACAUUGUAAAACUUCUGCUUGAGAAUGGGGCAGAUGUGAAAGCGAAAAAUAUGAACGGUGAGAUACCAUUGCACGUCGCCGCCAAGUAUGGUAGUACAGAAAUUGCCAAACUUCUUAUUAAUUCCGGUGGUGAGAUUGCGAGCGAAUGAAAUUUUUUUUAGUUAUCUAACUUAUAUUAUCCUCAAAAGAUGGCGAUUCAUUUUCUGUCUUAACAUUACUGUAACUAUGAAAAUGGAUUUCUAAUAAAUCGUCUUUUAUUAACA
This is a messenger RNA of Photinus pyralis (common eastern firefly), 1198 nucleotides long. Its product is annotated as serine/threonine-protein phosphatase 6 regulatory ankyrin repeat subunit B-like. The transcript is spliced from 2 exons. The coding region runs from base 77 to 1084 and encodes 335 amino acids. Gene Ontology annotation, molecular function: protein binding. The record is from RefSeq and is a predicted model, not a curated record. NCBI's taxonomy places the organism in Eukaryota, Metazoa, Arthropoda, Insecta, Coleoptera, Lampyridae.